AUGAUAUCAGUUGCCUUGCUUGCAUUAAGUUGCAUACUUAUGGCUAUAUACACAGCCGAUUUAGCAUCGUUUCUUACAGUGCGACGUACUAAUCCACCUAUUUCCGGCAUUGAUGAUAUCAAAAAUGGCCGUUUACCUUUCCAUCGUGUCGGAAUUGUGAAAAAUACAUCUAUUAUCGACUAUUAUAUCCAGAAUGUGUCAGAUGUUUAUUAUCGUCUUGAAAAUCCACAAGAUAUUUAUUUGGCUCUGAUCGAAAAUCGCAUCGAUGCCGCACUAUUUGAGGGUGCAGCGCUUCAAUAUGUAAUCGAUCGAAACUAUUGUGGUCGUUUGUCGUUAGUUGGUGUCGGGUUUGCUAAAUCAUGGUUUGGUAUUGCCAUGAAAAAAGAUUGGGAAUACAAAGCCGAUUUUGAUAUGAAUAUAUUGUCAGUACGUGAAGAAGGUCUAAUUGAAAAAAAAUGGUUUUUAAAGCGAUCCUGUAACAGUGAUGUC
This is a messenger RNA of Rotaria sp. Silwood1, 489 nucleotides long. Lineage: Eukaryota; Metazoa; Rotifera; Eurotatoria; Philodinida; Philodinidae. The record is from the annotation of a GenBank genome assembly.